AUGGUGACUUGCCUUCUCCUCUUGCCUGUACCCUGGAUGCUGGGUCUGAGUGAGGUGCCCUGUGGGCACACGGUGCCAGUGAGUUGGGUGAUGCCAGGCCCACACCCACCCCUCCACCACCACAGCUCCCGGCACAGACAGCGCUCUGCGCACAGAGGCACUUGAUGGCUAUUUGCCCCAGAGCCAAGCACAAGCCUCCGCUGGUCGGGCUUGGACGGACUUGCUGAGCCAGCAGAGUGAGCCGCAUCCCAGCUGCAGGGCACGGCACGUCUCAGGCGUGUGCUUUGCAGGUUGGCAAAGUACAGGUAGUUGAACACGGUCAUUUACAUGAAAAAAAAGAGAGACUUUUGCUUUUGAAAUGUGGCUCCCGCUUUGGAGAUGGAAGGUGUCUUUCUUCCCGUGUUGGCCCGGACCCCGGUGAACGGAGACCUUGACACCUGGCUGCAGGGCUGGGGGCGGAAAAGAAAUCCCAGGGCUGAAGCCACUGGCUUCUCAUUAACAAACAAAGAGGCAAGCUCUCUAAUGCUAGGGACUGCAAUGCAUAAAUACUAAGAAAACAAAAGGCCCCAGCUGAGCCAGCUCUCUCCCUCCACACUCCCGGCAGGCAACUCGUUCUGAGCAGAGAUUUCCAGGCAACCCCCACUUCGCAACAGACUAUUCCGCUGCCGUCUUCCACCAGAGUUUAGAAUUUUCAUGGGACUGGCUGUUAGGGCUUUCAUUAAUCAGUUAAUCAAUGAACAUGAUUAAAUACCUGUUUGGGGCAAAGGCAUUGAGGGAGAUUCAGAGGCAGACCGUUCCCCUGCGUUCAAGACCCCUGGAGACCCUAGACGCGCCCUUGCAGACGGGGCCCAUGUGGAAAGAGGAGGAGGAUGGGCAGAGGUGCAGGUGGCCGCACAGAGGAAGAGGAGAGAAGGUCCUGCCGUGAGGACCCAGCUCCAGGAGACAGAGCAGCCUGUACAGCAAGGAGGGCCUGGGGGUGACGGCGCUCAGCACGCUCUACGGCGGGAUGCUGCUCUCCUCCAUGUUCCUGCCGCCGCUGCUCAUUCAGAAGCUCGGCUGCAAGUGGACCAUCGUCCUCUCCAUGUGCUGCUACGUGGCCUUCUCCCUGGGCAACUUCCACGCCAGCUGGUACACGCUCGUGCCCACCUCCAUCCUGCUGGGCCUGGGAGCAGCCCCGCUGUGGUCCGCGCAGGGCACGUACCUCACCGUCACGGGAAACAGGCACGCAGAGGGCACAGGGCAGGCGGGCAAGGACGUGGUGAACCAGUACUUCGGCAUCUUCUUCCUCAUAUUCCAGUCGUCCGGGGUGUGGGGCAACCUCAUCUCGUCACUGGUGUUCGGCCAGAAGCCCACUCAAGGGACCAUCCCGGAGCAGCAGCUCCUGUCCUGCGGGGCCAGGGACUGCCUGAUGGCCACGGCUCCCGCCAACAGCACGAACCGCCCCUCGCAGGAGCUAAUCUACACCUUGCUGGGCAUCUACACGGGGAGCGGCGUCCUGGCAGUCCUGCUGACAGCUGUGUUUCUCGAACCUGUAAAAGAUGCUCAGCAGAAAAGUGAGGGAGAGAAGAAAGCACCACCAUUUUGGUCCACUUUGCUGUCGACGUUCAAGCUUUUUAGGGACAAGCGUCUGCGCCUCCUGGUCCUGCUGCCUCUGUACUCCGGGUUCGAGCAAGCCUUCCUCGCCGGCGACUACACGCGGUCCUACACCACCUGCGCCCUGGGCAUCCAGUUCGUGGGCUACGUGAUGAUUUGCUUCGCGGCCGUCAACGCGCUCUGCUCGGUGCUCUAUGGGAAGCUCUCCAAGUUCACGGGCAGGACCGCUCUCUUCGCGCUGGGGGCCGUGACCCACCUGUCCUGCAUCAUCGCCCUGCUGCUGUGGAAGCCCCACCCCAGCCAGCUGCCCCUCUUCUUCGUAUUUUCCGGCCUCUGGGGCAUGGCAGACGCCGUGUGGCAGACACAGAACAAUGCUCUCUUCGGGGUUCUGUUUGAGAAGAACAAGGAGGCGGCCUUCGCCACCUACCGCCUGUGGGAGGCCCUGGGCUUCGUCGUCGCCUUCGGCUACAGCACCUUCCUCUGCGUCAGCGUCAAGCUCUACAUCCUCCUGGCCGUCCUGAGUCUGGCCAUGGCGGCCUAUGGAACCGUCGAGUACCUGGAGGCCCGGAAGGCGGCCAGGCCGCUCGCCCCGGGGCAGCCCAGACUACGAGAGGCGGAAGAAACGCAGACGAAAAUGUGACGGAGCAGACUCCCAGGUCCAGGACCCCAGCGCGUAUCCUCGGGGCUUUGACCUGAGACGUGGCAGAGUUUACAGCUGAUUCUUCACAGCCACUUCAACGAAAUUUCCUUUCUAUGCGACGUUUCUGUCCCGUGCCACUGCGUUUUUCAGCCCACCAUCCCAUCCGCAGAAAUCGAGAAGACACCUGAGGAAUCAGUGGAUUUCAGAUACCGAAGAAGCAGCCGAGGGUACAGCCAGCCAGUGAGAACUUGCCUAGCUUCGUGGGGUCAGUGACUCAUGCUCUUGUUGUGGUGGCUCCUGGAAUCAGAAGGCUGCUUCUAAAAUGCGGUCCCAACACUGUCAUUUUACGGAAAGGUCAGCUGACAUCCAGGAAAGUCCGUGACAGCCUCCUGGAGUUUAUAAAUUUUUAAAUAAAUGCAAUUAUAUCAUGGACUUAA
This is a messenger RNA of Sus scrofa (pig), 2670 nucleotides long. RefSeq names its product unc-93 homolog A (gene UNC93A). Lineage: Eukaryota; Metazoa; Chordata; Mammalia; Artiodactyla; Suidae. The record is from RefSeq and is a predicted model, not a curated record.